AUGAAAAUAUCUAGUUAUCCCUUAACAUCCUCUUUGAGCAAGUGAUCAUUUAGCCACAUACCGCCCACUAUGUGCAAACUGAAAUUAAGAAGUGGUUGAACAGCCAGCCAGUCAUUGUGGUAGAUGACUGAUUUAUGCAUAAAUUUUCUGUUCCGAGCUGUGUGCUGGGAAGGGUCUUUUUAGCCAACAUACCCUUUUUGGUGCGAUGUCUUCACAGUAUGACGUAUACCCCUCUAAAAUGGGAAGUGUUCAUCUUAACAUGAAGGUGAACCAUUAACAGUGUGAAAAUUUUAGUAGCUUAAUGUGAGCAGUAAAUAUAACCUUGUUUCAAAUUAUUUGAAAUUGUAUUUCGCAUCUUAAAGCAUCUGUUGACAAAAGGAAACUGGCCUGUGUUUCUCAUGCAUAUGUGAGAAGGUGUGAAGUGCAUAACGCAGCGUGUCAACUGCACAGGAAGUUGAACAUGUGGGUAGAAGUAAAGGAGGAAGCUACAGAAUUGCUACAGAUGCAACACCAAAGGACCAAAGUUAGCCAUCAGCAACUACGUUGUACACAUUUCCAGGGGAUAUCCAGAGGUUUCUUGAGUAAAGUCAUUGGGCACACCUACAGUAUGUUAUAGAACAAAGUGUAAAUAGCCAUGUCAGGCAGAAAAUCAAGGAAGAGCCAGAAGCUUGGUUCUUCUCGGCGAAAUGUUAACAGAAGCAACAAUAGAGAUACUGAAGAGAAAGAAAGUGAUGAUGGCAAUCCACAAACUGGCCAUGAAGAACAUAAAAGUGAGCAGCAAAUAGACUCAAAUACCAUUACUGAAAACCCAUCAGAUGAUGCUUCUUUACAGCAUCAGCCUGAUCAGGCAAAAACAAGUGGCAUCAGCCAGCAGGCCUCCCCCUCAGAACUCCAUAUUCAGUCACAGGAAAGCAAGGAUUUACUGACACAAGCUGAAGCAGUGAGUAAGAAAAGAAAGAUGGGAUCAACCCGCAAAAGCAGAGGAUUUAAAGGUGGUGAAAUACCUGAGGAGGAACCAGAGCAGAACUUAGGGGUAUGUGAAGAGAUUAAGGAAGAGCAUGAAGAGACUAAAAAGCAGUCAGUUGAAGUGAGAAAAAGCAAAGAAGAUAAUGAUCAACAUGUUCUAUCUGACUAUUCAUCCUGUCAGCCCACCAAACCUGAGAGUUUAUCGCUACAGAGUGCGCUCACAGGCAUCUCUUCUCAUGAACAUGAGCUACUUGAGGGGGCAACUUUUUGUGCAGAGUCAACAAGUCACUCCACUCACUUGAGUGUUGGUAAACCCACUGAAAGUACAGUUCCAUCUCAUGAAAAUCAUCUCACGUUAUCACAAGUGCACCAGCAGGUGGAGACCUUACCCGACUUCACGGGCCUAAAGGGAAGAAAACAGGGCUCAGAUGACAGUCCUCUGUGUGAAAACUCGGAAAAAACAGAGGGUCUAUCAGAAAGUAUUUCGAAAGUACUUCAUCAGCAUUGGACUGUGGAUCCUGAGGAACAGGGAAUACCUUUAAUUUCUUCAAAUGCUUAUGAUUUUUUAAAGGAUAGUCAAGAGUCACAAUAUGCUCAGAUUCACAGUGUUAUUAACCAGUCAAGUAUAAACAUCAUGCAUCAAGAAAUUCAAGAAGGAGAGCCCAUGUUCUCAUCUCUGAGCAGUACUGCUGAAACUAAAGAAGAGGUUCCAUCAAAAUCUUUUGGGAAAGAACAUGAGCAAGAAUAUUCUAAUUCUUCAGAGAAAACAGUUUAUUCCACUAGAGAUGGAAGUGAAGAAAAGUGGCAAAAUGCUACCCAAACAAAAACAGAAAAUGACAUUUCUGACAACUGGCUAGAGAAUAAAAAAGAGACUUUACCUGAAGAUUUGGAGUGUAUUAACGAUGAGUUGCAAAGCUCAGAAUACAUGAAGGGAAAUGAAGAUCACAAGGAUGAGCAUUUGGUUGAAGACAGAAAUGAAUGUGCAGAAAAGGUUGAGGUCAAACACCCUGUACAACCAGCUGAACCAAAUGAAAACAGUACAUUGUCCACCAUAGAAGAAAAUCUAGAGGACCGACCAUUUGACAAAUCAUUAGUAGUUGUGUGUGACUCCUCUAGCAGUGAAAUGCAGCAUGAUUGUAGUGUAGAUGCUGUAGAUGAAAACACUGAGAAAACAGAAGAGAGUUUAAAGGGACAUGACAGUGAGGAGGACAACAAGACUUCUAACAUAUGUCCUAAAGCUGAAUUGUUAGAUUUUGUCACCGAGGAGAAAAUAACUUCUUCAGAAACAAUGUGUGAGGAAGUGGCUGAGGAAAUAAACAUGAUAAAGCAAGAAUAUAAUUUAACACAAAACAGUUCUGAAGAAAUAUCACUUGAGCUGGAAAUGCAAAGAAAGGAAGAAAGUGAGAGCAAGCAGGAGUCAAGGUUCUAUGAUGAGAAGUCUAUUCUGUUAUGUGACAAGGAGAGAGGUUGUGACCUUGCUGAAAACGAGAACCAACAUUAUUUUGAGGAAAUAAGGCUAUCAAAGAACAGAGAUAAUGUAGAAAAUGUAGUGGAAAGUGAUGAGACAUUAAAGUUAACAAUGACAAAUGCAAAUGUCCCAGAGAGCACAGAUAUACAGAGAACAGAGAAAAUAACACUUUCAGCGUAUGACAGACAAGAAGGUGUAAGUGAAGAGAGAGUGCAUGCUGCAGAAGCACUAACCACAGAUCAUAUAACUGGGCCAGCUGAAAUCAUAUCGCUAUCUUUAUCUGAACAGCCACAAACAGAGGCUGCAUGCAAUGAGGAAGACAUCAGAUACAAAUAUAAAGAAGAAGAAGAGGGUGUGGUGCAGCUUGUUAGCACUUUGGCAAAAGAAGAUGGUGCAGUUAAGGAUUAUUCAGGACAAACUGGUCAAAAAAAGUACAGAACUGUCUCUCCGACAUACAGUGGAGAAUGUGAAGAAUACAACAUCCCGCAUCUGUCCGAGGAACAGUUUAAAGCAGUGGAGGUAACAACUGAACCUGUGACAAAUUCUACCAUUGACUUGACUGAGGAUGAAUGCAAGACAUCCAGUUGUUUUACUCAGGAGAAAUGGUUGGGCUCUUGCGAUACUCUCACAGAAAGAAGAGAGCAAGGGUUGGAGGAUGGAAUCGAGAAUGAUGUGGCAAUCAAGUGCAAAAAUAUUUCACAAGAAGAUGAUGAAACUCUAACCACUGUUUUCGUGUGUGCAGAAAAUGAAGGUAAAGUACAGGAUUGCAGUGCAAAACCAGAAUGUGAUGUUUUUGACAGCGAGGUUAUGACCAAUACACCUGUCAUGAUUUCAAAUGUUCUUGUACAUCAGACUGAAUGUGUCAUCCAUAACGAAGAAACAAAAGCAAAAGUGCUGGUGGAAAAAGAAAAGCACAAAAAAACACCACUGGAUGAUGAGAAAAGCAAUGAUUCCACAGCCUCAAAUGACCAGAAAAUACCACAAAUUCAGAAUGAUGCUGGCACAUUUAUUGAUUCUUCUCAAGAAAUGUCUAUAGUAGUUGAGGAAUAUGAUAAGGAAAAUGCCAGCCAAGUUCACACUUCUCUAACAAGUGGCACAAUGAAGGAUAUUCCUGAAACACAGGAUAAUGUAGACAUUCCAGGGAAUGCAGAAAACAUUCAAGAAAUGGCACAUGACCAAACAGCCCAGUUGCCUUGGCAUUAUAAUAGAUCUGAAGACCAUCUAGAAAAGUCAGAAAGCCAAAGCAGACAGGAGGAUAAUGUGAUCUCUGAGACUCCAGAACUGAGCACAUCUGGGAAAAGGAGAAAGAUAGGCUCAACUCGAUUUAGUCAUAGAGGGCAGCUCCAUGGAGGAGACAAGAAAAAGAUAAAUGAAAAAGAAGAAAAUCAAGAUGACAAACACCUAACUGAAGAGGGUAUUCAACCAAAAGAAGAAACAAAUACCUGUCCUAAAGAAGAUUCCUCCACUGAAGAUCUUACAGCAGUGUGUUCAGAACAUGUACUUUCUGAGGUAUCCUCUCUAACAGCUAAACUGAGUUUACAUACUAACAUACUACCAUCACCAGUAACUGAACCUGGAGACUCAAAGACAGAUGAUGGAAAUGAUCAUGAAAAUGUAGAAAUAAAAAUCACAGAACUACAUCCACAGAGUCAGAGUAAGAAAAAGAAGAGAUUUGGAUCAACCCGAAAACCUCAAGGAGGACACAGACCAGAUCAUGAAGAAGAGGAAAGACAAUUGAAACAUACAGAAACUAUGUUCUCUAGAAUCCUCUCAUCAUGA
This is a messenger RNA of Astyanax mexicanus (Mexican tetra), 4213 nucleotides long. RefSeq lists its product as uncharacterized. The transcript has 3 exons. The coding region runs from base 635 to 4213 and encodes 1192 amino acids. The record is from RefSeq and is a predicted model, not a curated record. Lineage: Eukaryota; Metazoa; Chordata; Actinopteri; Characiformes; Acestrorhamphidae.